UACAAACUUUACAGCCAAUUCACAGUGCUAAGGCUCCCCCUUUCUCAACUCACCACAAAUUCACCGCAAUUGAAGCGAAAAUAUUUUCCGAAAGAAGAAAAUAAAGAAAAACAUCAGAAAAAUGCGUUUGUCGCUCAUUAGAAAUCUUAAAUUUGGUCCACAAGUAAAGGAAUUACGUCUUCAUUUAUGUCAGACAGGUCCUGAAUCACAAGGAGCUCGUGAAUUUGUACAGAAACACUAUGUGAAUAUCAAAAAGGAUAAUCCAAAAUUGCCGAUCCUUGUCAGAGAAUGUAGUGGCGUGCAACCACGAUUAUGGACAAGAUUUGAGCUUGGCAAGGAGAAAAGCGUUCCUUUGACUAAUGUAUCAGCUGAUGCGAUCCUAAAGAUGGUUGAGAACAUCAAAUAAGAUUGUCAUUUAGUGUUAUUAUAUUCAAAAUCAGUGAAAAUAAAUUAAUUAAUAAAAGAAGCUUAGAAAAUUGUUGUCAUUAGCUUAUUUGUCUGUAUGACACAAAUUUCAUCUCCAACCGUCAGAAUAAAUUUGAAUUAGGUUGCU
Molecule: messenger RNA, 553 nt
Organism: Chironomus riparius
Lineage: Eukaryota; Metazoa; Arthropoda; Insecta; Diptera; Chironomidae
Source: the annotation of a GenBank genome assembly